Molecule: messenger RNA, 3791 nt
Organism: Acipenser ruthenus (sterlet)
Lineage: Eukaryota; Metazoa; Chordata; Actinopteri; Acipenseriformes; Acipenseridae
Product: specifically androgen-regulated gene protein-like
Exons: 5
Coding region: 444-2117 (557 amino acids)
Source: RefSeq, a predicted model, not a curated record
CAUUCUUGUGAUAGGCUGCACCUGUUCGAGUGGGCGUGGUCACAACAGUGUCACGGGAGGACGUGCAGAAACAGACAGGCUUGAGUUAGUGGUAUGCAGUAUUACCUGCUCAGGUGAAUCAGAGUCACAUCAGAAACUGAGAAACCGAGAAAGGUGCUCCACGCAAAGGCGAGGGUUGCUUUUAAAGGACGUCGUGUUUUGGACGUUUUGUGGAAUACAGUAUACAAUCAGUAGAGUCUUUGGGGUUAUCUGGAACUGCGUCCAGCAGAACAAGAAUGGAAAUAAGACUCCUAUUUCCCUUUGUUUGCUCUCAAGAGUGGAACCAAUAUUCUUGGUAAUGGGAACUCUUUGAAAGGAGAGUGUGUCAGUGAAGCUCUCCUCCAAUCCGCACAGGCCGCUGGUUCGGAGCCGCCCCCUUCCCUCCUUCAUUUCCUCUCUGUGAGAUGCCGAAGAGUGACACGUGGCCCGGCGUGGAUGCCAUGGAGUCCAUCACGAGCGUGGGCAGCGCAGGGAGCCGUGACAGCGUGGUCAGCCUCAACUCCAGCCACUCCACCUUGAGUGAUGACAGUCUGGAGUACCUCUCUGCCGAGGAGCGAGCCUGUCUCAUGUUCCUGGAAGAAACUAUAGACUCGUUGGACACGGAGGCAAAUGACAGUGGGCUGUCCUACUAUGAGACGACCAGAGCUGACAAACUGUCCACCAGCAACCUGGCGUCCAAGCAAGAGUACCUGUCCUCCUCUAUAGGGAGCUGUAGACUGGAGGAUGAAUAUAAGUCAGCCAUCGACAGACCAGCAUCCCAGAGAAGCAAGGGCAGCCACCCCGUGUCACACUUCCUGGUGCCUACUCCUCUGCUGCCUGCAAACAGCGGCUCCAACACUUUACCCAAGGCUGGGCUGAAACAAGCGCCAGAGAGCAUUAAGCUGUCUCCCCUCUCCCAGAGCUGCAUGUCCGACCCCAGUGGGAUUGCUUCAGGAAUUCAUCCGGAGAAGCUGGGAGAGCAGACGAGCCUGCAAGCGGAGAAGCCAAAGAGCACGCCUUCGGAUCCCAAGCCUUCCCGUGGUCACGUCAGGAACCCCUCCAAGACCAACUUGGGUAUGAUUCCACCACCAGAAGGUUUUCGAGAUGGUCUGGAGAAAGCCAGAGCUGAGCACCGAGGAUCUGAGAGGUCAUCUCCUUUGGGAGGCCAGCAUGAGAGGAACAAGAUAACUUCAGAAUCUUCUACCAGACCAGAGCGCUCACUGACUGGACCAGGGGCACGGCCUGCCAGUCGGCCACAUCCUGCAACAUCUAGAUCUCUUCGCUCAGACUCUUCUCUGUCAACAACAGUACCAUCUGACGCAAAGCAUGGCCCGCCGACUGCUCCUAAACCCAUGAAACUGCCUUCCAACAUCGUAAUGAAGUCCUUAAAAGGAGGAGGAACUCCUUUUCCCAGUCAGGAUUCCCAUGGAACCGUGGAGCACGGCAGCCCAAACCUCACAGCUUUCUCUACAGAGAAGAUUGUUCACAAUCAUUCGCACAUCAGUGACCCCCAGAGAUCCAGAAGGGAGGCCCUUAUGAAACUUGGCUUACUUAAAGGUGAGCCUGAACAGGACUGGCACAGCAGUCCUUUCCACUUGCCAGACCACCCCAGGUCCAUGGAGCUUCCAGGAGAUGACGCUCAAGCCAAACCCUUACCGGCCAAAGUCGAGGACAAGCCCAGGGGCAGCAACAUGCGACCACGGGCAGACAGUGACCUGCUCUACAUGAUUGACAAGCGCUCCACAGCCAGAUCUGCAAGUGUCAAAGCAGCAACCCUGGAGCGCUCUGGCAUGGGGCUGAGUAGCUACGUGGUCGACACGUCUGUUAAGUCCAACUUGAAGCCCAACACCCUCCUGGCAUCGUCUAGCUUAAUCAGGAACUUCAGGCCACGCCCCGUCUCUCUGGGGACUGGGAAGGACUUUGCAGACAUCCAACAGGAAGAGAAGACUGAGCAGCCCAAAGACAUCAGGAGGUCUUUCCCUGCCCCUCACGGCCCCAACAAGCUGCCACGCUCCCAGGGCAUCAGUGUGCAGAUCACACCCAAGACUGGGGAGGACCGGAGGGAGGCCUUGAAAAAGCUGGGGCUCUUGAAGGAUUAGCAAUGCCGUCAGUGAUGCAUUCCGGACAGUUGUGGAAAUGGGAAUGCUGUAUCUUAAACUGUAAUGGGCUGACAAGGAAUAGAUGCCACAAUCUUAGGUCUUUUGAAAACGACAAAGGGUUGAGGGUAGAAGUCUGUUUAUUAUUAUUAUUACUACUACUACUACUACUACUACUACUACUACUACUACUACUACUACUACUACUACUACUACUACUACUACUACUAAUAAUAAUAAUAAUAAUAAUAAUAAUAAUAAUACAAUUAACUGGAUGUUUUUGAGGCAAAGCAAUUCCUUUUGCAUCGCUGCAAACAUUUUGAAUAAAAAACUUGUAAGGCAAAACUGGACAAAUAACUAAAUUUGUUAGAAUUAUUUUGUUUCUCUGGCAAACAACCUUUACUGAAAACGGAUUCUAAAACAAAAAAGACUUCAACUUGAAAGCUCUCCUGAUGAUGCAAGGGGAUUCAUAUGCUGUAUAUAUGUUUGUGUGUGUGUAUAUAUACUUUCUAUCAAGUCAAAAAUAAACUGAAAAGUUGCUGCUUAAUGUUUUCUAUUUCAUAAUGAAUGCCAUGUGUAUAUAUUCCUAUGCAUUCUUUUGGAUGAGACGGGAUGAGGAAGGAUAAGUACUUUUUCCUACUGGGAUUAAUAGUACCAUUCACACGACCGAACCAGGAACUCACAAGAGAACACUGUGUUAUGAAAACUCAGUGGAACUAUUUGAAAUACAGACUUCAUAUUUGCAAAGUUGGGUACAAUUGUCUGUUAACUUGACCUCUGACCUAAUGACCUAUUCGGUCAAGUGGCUUUUCCAUUUCAGGAUAAUGGAAAUCACCAUAGUUAAGAUUAUGACUCCCAGAUUGCAACAGAACUCCUAUAUUCUAUAAUUCCAAAGGCUCUAUCUUGGAAUCCUCUCAGCAGUAUGGGCAUUGUUAGGUAUUCCAUGCAAUCUUCUCAUUAUAAAACUGAAAACACUAGAUAAAGAUUAGUAUGGUAAUUGCCAAAGAAGCUCUCUCUAUCGCACAUGCAUGCACACUUACUUUAGUAUUUGAAGUUGUUUGUGUGUGUGUAUGAGUUUAUUUUUAGUACUAAUGUGUACAUUAUUGAAGUGUUUUGAAAUGAUGGAGAUAUGACCCUGCAUGUAUCUGCACUCAUUUAGAUUAUUUUAUCUUUAAUAAUAUUUACACUAACUGUGAAGUCCAGUCUGCAAGGGAGUGGCGCUUUCCUGUGAACAGAAGAAGCAAGUGCAAGUCUGGGGAUAUCAGCAUGUGUAAAAUACAUGUCCAUCUGUGUGUUACAAUAUGCAUGUCGGAAUUGUUUUAAGAGAUCGGCAAUGCCAUAGAACCAUCAAAUCUGGACAGUGUGCAGAGUGUUUUUCGACACACAGUAAUAAUAAUAAUAAUAAUAAUUAUAAUAAUAAUAGGUAAAAUGCCAAUUCAUCAACCAAUAUUAUUUUUUUAUUUUUUUUCAUGCGAUUCUGAAGAAGCUGCCAUUUGAAGUUUCACAUGAAGUUGUCUGUGUUUUUGUCACUUUGUCUGUUCCUUCUAUCAGUGUUUUAAACUUGACCUUGCAAUGGGAUUUUAAAACUACAAAACUGUUUAUAAAUGUGUAUAAUAUGCGUCUAACAUAAUUUAAAUAUUUCCCUGAAUAUAUUGAAGGCUGGUGUUAUUAUAAUGU